This is a messenger RNA of Acaulospora colombiana, 1078 nucleotides long. Lineage: Eukaryota; Fungi; Glomeromycota; Glomeromycetes; Diversisporales; Acaulosporaceae. The record is from the annotation of a GenBank genome assembly.
UUCGCGAUAAAGAUCUACAAGGAUAUGGUCACACUAAACAUCAUGGAUUUAAUUCUUUACGAGGCUCAACGACAAGGUCGAAUAAGUUUCUACAUGACGAAUUAUGGCGAAGAGGCUUACAUUGGGAGUGCAGCCGGUUUGGAUAGUCAAGAUAUGAUUUUUGGUCAAUAUCGAGAAGCCGGAGUUCUUUUAUAUCGCGGAUUCACUCUUGACGAAUUCAUGAAUCAAUGCUACAGCAACGAGAAAGAUUUGGGUAAAGGCAGACAAAUGCCCGUACAUUACGGUUCUAAGAAAUUGAAUUUUCAAACAAUUUCUUCACCACUCGCAACUCAAAUUCCACAAGCAUCUGGAGCUGCCUACGCGCUUAAGAGGGCAAACAUAAAGAGUUGCGUGAUGUGUUACUUCGGUGAAGGUGCUGCCAGCGAGGGGGAUUUCCAUGCUGCGUUGAACAUGGCGGCGACCAUGAGAUGUCCGCCAAUUCUCGAAAAAACUAAUUUGGAUUUCGGUUGUCCACAAAGUCGAAAUAAUGGAUUUGCUAUCUCCACUCCCGCGAUGCAACAAUAUAGGGGAGAUGGUAUAGCGAGUAGAGGAAUUGGGUAUGGGAUUGAUACCAUACGUGUUGAUGGCAAUGACGUAUGGGCGGUAUAUAAUGCUACUAAGACCGCACGGCAGUGGGCAGUUGAAGAACAUCGUCCUGUUUUGAUUGAAGCCUUGACCUAUAGAAUAGGUCAUCACAGCACCUCGGAUGAUUCGUUCGCAUACCGCUCCAAGGAGGAAGUUGAAGAUUGGAAGCGUCAUGAUAACCCUAUUGUGCGAUUUCGCAAAUGGCUAGAAGAUAAGGUUGCCGUCCAGAAUUGGUGGAACGAACAAGAAGAACAAUCAUACCGAACCUCUAUCCGUAAAGAGAUUAUGUCUUCAUUUUCCAAAGCCGAAAAAACCCAGAAACCUUCCAUUUCCGAUCUUUUCAACGAUGUUUAUGAUCGCCAAACGCCAAACAUCAUUGCACAAAAACAAAAGCUGAAAAAACUUAUCGAAAAAUAUCCAAAUAAUUAUCCUCUUAAAAUUUUUAAAAAUGAGG